Molecule: messenger RNA, 4087 nt
Organism: Anopheles nili
Lineage: Eukaryota; Metazoa; Arthropoda; Insecta; Diptera; Culicidae
Exons: 8
Coding region: 1-3684 (1227 amino acids)
Biological process (GO): regulation of telomere maintenance
Cellular component (GO): nucleus
Source: RefSeq, a predicted model, not a curated record
AUGAACAUAUUGUUUACAGCAAAGGUGGAUUAUGUUGUGAGCUCGCACAGCCAGUCGAACAUCAUGUCCUGGCCAAAUUCUUGGUCAUCAACGCAACCGCCAGGUUUGGCUCCUGGAUAUCCGCCACCAAUGCCAAGUACUCAAACAGUUCCAGCAUCGGCACCCGUGCCCAAUUACGGCGUUAGUUCCGACCAGUACAAUCAAUGGCAGUGGCAACAGUAUCAACAGCAAUAUGCCCAAUGGUAUGCUCUGUAUGGGGAGAAAUAUGCACAGCAGACAGGAAGCACUCUUCCGCCUGUAGCCUCUCCCAUGCCGCAGACCAUGCCCAGUGUAAUACAUAAUCCUUACCUAUCGGCACCUCCUGCUGUAUCAACAUUUACUUCAAUAAGCAUGACUGCACCUCCGCCGCCUUCAGAGCCCCAUCCUGAUGAGUUAAAGUUAAUGAAAAAUCGUCAAAAACCACCCUUACCAGAGGAGAAAAGUGCGGAAGAGAUCGCCUUCGACGUGCAAUUUCGAAAGUGGGAAGAGGAAUUCGAAACAUGGAAACGUACAAAUAUUAACCACCCAGAUAAAGCAGCUUACACAGAGUAUGAGCAAAAAUAUGAAGAUCAACGUAAAAAACUUCUAGAUCAUCGUGAGCAAUUGAGGCGCAAGCGAAUCGGACAGACAGUUGGUACCCACAGCGGUGUGAAAGAAUCCAUGGCAGUUACUUUGAUGCAACCUCCACCGCCGCCUCCGUCGCAAGCUACACAAGCAGGGAUAUCAAAUUUGGAAGUAAUGAAUAAUGGAAGUAGAGAAGCAAACAUUUCGGGAAAGGAAAAAACUCGCCAAAAUAUAGACAAUGCAGUGAAUAAUUUGCAUUUGCAAAAUGUAUUUAAUUAUCCUGCAAAUGGUGGGAUACCGGGGCUGGAUCUCAUAACAGAGAGUCCACCGGUACCCAAGAAAGCCAGAAUAGAUGAAAAUGUAAUCAAUUUAGUGGACGAUGAAGCAGAAGCUCCUCCUAAUGUGGAUAAACCAUGUACAGAUAACAUGAUCAGUUCUUUGCUGAAUGAUCCAAACGUGAAUGCUUUGCUUCAGUUAGUAGGAAAAACGAUUUCUGGAAACGGUCAGAAUGUUAACAUUGGCGGCACAGCUAAUUCUUUAGUUGCUGCUUUGGCCCAACUAACAAACAACACCAACUUGGGAAAUCAAAACAAUACGCAACAAAGCUCUGUUAAAAGUCCAAAUUGUACGGCCGCAGGAAAUGGAGUACAAACGAAUGUGUCCAGAUUGGUGGAUACUUGCAGCGAAGGUACAAACAUCAAAUCAUCUAAAGAGUCACAAAGUUGCAAUAUAACUCAAAGGUCGGCGGAAAGUAGCUUGCAAUAUUUCAAUCCACGUGUUCCUCCACCACCGUUAGAUAUUGAUCUUUCUCGGCCACCACCUUCGAUACGGCCGAGCAGCAAGUCCAAUCGGGAACAGUUUGAUAAAAAAACCGAACAGCUACAGGAAAAUGGUUCGUUCAACGGGAGAUAUUCUAUAGAGGGAACGCCUUUGCCGAAGAUACCACGGUUCGAUCGACCACCGCCUCCACUGGCAACUAGAGCAGCAGAAGAAUAUGAAAUAGACCCAGAAUUAGGACGUCCCGUAGCUGUGCCGAAACCCGAUUGGAUGACAGAAGAAGAAUAUCAGGAAAUAUACGAUCGUUUCGAGCACGUGCAAAGUUUCGAUGAGAGGAAAAACAAAAUGGAGUUUGCCAUUCAAAUGCUGAAGCAACACAAAGCUCGCGAAGGGAUGCUACCACCUGAAGAACAGGCCGGAAGUAAUCAAACUCGUAUUAGUAUGCCCAAACCUUUGGUCAAGACAGAAGAGAAAAUUAAAUCCACAGAAGAUUUUUUUCAGCCACAACAAGUGUUUGAUUAUUCCAACUGUAGGAAUAUGACAGAAGUCGGUCAUAAAAUGGUUGCUGGACGAAUCAUUGAUUAUGAUCAUCGGGGAGUAAGUCAGAAUAACGCAAACAUUAAUAAUCGUUUCGUAAACCGGCGGCAAGGAUUUCGUCAUAUGGAUAAGAAUAAAAAUCUUCCUGAAGAAGGAAAUGAAAACGGCUUAGUAUCAAGCACUCAUCGUUUCGAUUAUAAUCAUUCGAGAGUAGGAAAUGUAUCGAAUAUUGCUUCUGCGGAUCCAGCACAGCUACGCCAAAAAUGGCAAUUAUCAAAUCAUCCUCCGUCGACUGAUCGGUCUGUGUCAGGUAUUGAGAAGCUUGCACAGAUGCACCUUAAUCCUAAUCCAGACGAAAGCAAUCCAAAUUAUCCGAGCAAAUUUCUUCUCAUGAAUGAUAAUCGUCCUAACUGUCUUAGUACCAAACGAGGCAAACGACCAUCUUCAAUACGAAAGCAGAAACUGAAACAAAUUCAACAACAGAAAAGCAAUAGCAUUUUGCCAGCUAACAUAUGUAAACAGGAAAUGGUGUUAGCUCUAGAAGAUUUAAGCUCGGAUGAUGGAAAUGAGGAAAAUACAACAAACGAAGAUCACAAUAUCCAAAAAGGUACACCACUAGUAAAACAAGAGCCAACCGAUGAGCGACCUGAAUCAGAAGUGUCAUCGUUGUCUUCGCAAAAUGCAUAUGGGUCACAGAUGGUUGAUAUCGACGAUCUCUUGCUUCCACCAGGGCGGUAUUCACGUCCAUCCAGAAUAUGUUUGCUGAUCCGGGGUUUGCCGGGCAGCGGGAAAUCGUAUUUGGCACGGCUUAUUAAAAAUAAGGAGCAAAGCUUUAGUUCCUCGCCUCGGGUGUUGAGUCUCGACGAUUACUUUUUAGUCGAUAAAGAGAAUGAAGAGAUAGACGAAGUGACUGGAAAGAAGGUCAAAUCGACACAUUCGCUAUAUGAAUUUGACAAAGACAUGGAGGAUAUUUAUAUACAGAAUUUGAUCAAGGCUUUCAAGAGAACUAUAUCAGAACGAUUGUUUAACUUUGUGAUUGUGGAUUGCUGUAACCACCAGUUAGAGAUUUACUGCGAAUUUCAUAACUAUGCCAGAAGCAAUGGAUUCAAGGUGUACACGUGUACAAUGCAAACAGAUGUAGAGGAUUGUGCAAGACAAAAUAUUCAUGGUCGAACUGCAGCAGAGAUUCAAGUGUAUGCCGAUGAUUGGGCAAUGGCACCCGAUGAGCAUGUGCAAAUAAAUUUUAGCUCUCUGUUUGUGUCAGAAAUCGAAAACUUGUCGGACACCAACACUACUAUAGUGGAUAUGGAGCUGGCUGCACCGGAAGAAGAGUCGAUUGCAGAAAAAAAUGUCCAUCAAUUUGAGCAUGUAAAUACAGCUCUCAAUGAAUCCAACGAAGACUGUCCGGAGGUUAUUGCUGAGUCUGAGUUGUUCGCGAGUAAAUGGGACCACGACGCCAGUGAGCAGAACUUAGCAAAACUUGAUGGAAUCAGUAAACCCCUAAAACGACAGCCAACUCUGGAGGACUAUUUGCAGCUGGACAGUGAUCUCGAAGAUGAUGACGAAUGCAGGGAUAGCGUGGAAGGUUGUCGAAAGAAAAAACGUGUGCGUUGGGCCGACAUCGAGGAACAAAAGGCGCAGAAAAAAAUGCGAGAUCUAGGUUUUGUUGUUGGUGCGACGAAUUGGUCUCGAAUGAUGGAUCCGACUGAGGGUAGCAGUGCGCUUACCCAGACGAGAUACAUAGCAAGGGAGCGAAAACAGUCCUAAUGCAGACACUACUAUAUAACGCAAGAAGAAAGUAAAUGAAAUCUAACCGUUAUAAGUAGAGUAGGAAACCUUACGUAUGCUUAUCGAUAUAAGGAAUCGCGUAAUGGUGGUGCAACUGUUUACUAUAUAACAUUUAUUAGUAAGGAAUGCAAUUGAGCCAGCUUUUCAUGUUUUAUGACCACUACAUGGAACAAUCUUUGCUUGAUGAAGUUUUCUAGAGAAUUAAUUCAUUGGAUGGAUGAAUUGUUCAUCGUAAUUCAUUGUGCAUAGACACCUAAGAAAGGAUGGUACUAUGACAAAUUAUAUAGGAUAACUUUUGGAGGCAAUGUGUAAUAUACGACUUUAGUGUAGAGAUAAUGUUUCUAAAAUUGCAGUUUAAUUAUUGUAAUGCAAAUAUAACUGA